AAGUUUAAUUUCCGUAUUUUCUGGUUGUUAUUUUGAACUCGAAAUAAAUGCUUUCAUUGAAUUGUAAUCAUUACAUUUACAUACAUAACAAUUGAGUAGAGAUAUCUGUUGAAUCUCAUGUAUUAAAAGUUGUAAGAAAUGGUUCGCCAGUGCUUUUUACGAUGUUUACUAGACUCGCACGCGCCUGUCAAGUUGCCGCACAACGUUGAAAUCCUAACGGGUCGAAGUAAAAUCACCAAGAUAAAAGAUCAGUCAUGCUCUCGUCAUCAAUUGAGUUUAAAAGCAGAUUGCAAUGAAUGUGUUGUUGAAGUGAAACAAAUUGGAAUAAACCCGUCUGGUCUCGAUGGCUUUGCUAUGAAAAAAGAUGCCACAUACAAACUAGGACAUGGUACAAAAAUUGAAAUAUUACUUAACUUCUACUCUCAUGUUAUAGAGUUUGAUCCUCCCCCAGAAGGAUUUGAUCCACCUAAAGUUAACACCAAAAGAAAAUUAGAGGAAGAGGAAGAAUCACCUAGGAAAAGGAAAAACCUAAAAGUUGAAGAGGAGUCAGACACAUCUAACUCUACUAAAAAGACUGAAAAAACAAUGGAUCAAGAUAUACCAGAAGCAGUUGAAAAUGUAUGGGAGGAAAUAGACAAAGGAGAACUCUACAUAUUUACAUCUAAAGGUGUCAAAUCUAGCCAUAAAAUAGCUGCUUUUGAUAUGGAUGGAACACUAAUUAAAACUAAAUCAGGGAAAGUCCAUCCUGUGGACACUAAUGAUUGGCAGAUUGCCUUCCCUCCGGUAUCACAGAAAUUAAAAGACUUAUAUUCUAUGAAUUUUAAAGUAGUAAUUCUAAGUAAUCAAGCUCCUAUCGGUAAUGGUAGGGUAAAAAUAGAGGAUUUUAAGAAGAAAAUAGAAAAUAUAGUUGCAAAAUUAGAUGUGCCUAUACAAGCAUACAUAGCUACUGGGAAAGGGUUUUAUAGGAAGCCUACUCCCGGGAUGUGGAAUUAUUUAACUGAAAAGAAAAAUGAUGGCAUAGAAGUACACAUGGAUAAAAGUUUCUACUGUGGUGAUGCCGCCGGCAGAGUAGCCAACUGGGCACCAGGAAAGAAGAAAGAUCACUCCAUGGCCGACAAGCUUAUGGCUGAAAACUUGGGUCUCAAGUUCUACACACCUGAGCAGUAUUUCCUGGGGCAUUCUGUUGCUAAUGUACCUUUCAGCAAUCCCGAGUUUGUCUCAAAACAUCUGGCUUCGGAACCUUUUAAUGAUAAUCUGUUUGGUAAAGAGAAAGAGAUUUUAGUCUUAGUCGGAUUCCCAGGGAGUGGCAAGUCAUUUUUAGCCAAGCAAAUUGAGAACAAAUCGCAGCAUAAAUAUGUGGCGGUUUGCAGAGACGUUUUAGGAUCAUGGCAAAAGUGUGCUGCUGAAGCAAAAAAGUUAUUGCAGCAAGGUAAAAGCGUCAUAGUAGACAGUACAAAUCCCGAUGUGGAAUCCCGCGGACGCUGGACGUCGCUGGCGAAGGAAAUGGGGGUUCAGUGCCGUUGCGCCCGAAUGUCCACCACUAAGGCGCACGCGCAGCACAACAACAAGUUUAGGGAGCUGAUGAAGAUCAAGCAUGUGCCUGUCAACGAUAUUGUGUUUCAUAGUUACAAAAAUAAAUAUACAGAGCCCUCGCCUAGCGAAGGUUUCAAGGAAGUAAUAGUUGUGAAUUUUAAUCCCUGUUUCGAAGAUAAACAAGCCGAAGAAGUGUACCGAAUGCAUUUGCUGGAGAAGUGAUAACAUUUGUGAUUGGAAAUAUUAAUAAAACAGUUAUAAGGUCA
Molecule: messenger RNA, 1799 nt
Organism: Leguminivora glycinivorella
Lineage: Eukaryota; Metazoa; Arthropoda; Insecta; Lepidoptera; Tortricidae
Gene: PNKP
Exons: 6
Coding region: 139-1755 (538 amino acids)
Biological process (GO): DNA repair
Molecular function (GO): double-stranded DNA binding; ATP-dependent polydeoxyribonucleotide 5'-hydroxyl-kinase activity; polynucleotide 3'-phosphatase activity
Source: RefSeq, a predicted model, not a curated record